CACAGAUUGCUGAAAGGAGAUACCCAUGCUCCGAUUGUCAAAGAUGUUUCACCAGCAGUUGAGAUCUUUUUAAACAUCAGGCAGUCCACAAAAUGCCAAAGCCAGCUUGUUCUGAAUGUGGGAAAUGUUUCUCCUCAAAAUCAAAUCUUACUGCUCAUCAGAAAAUUCACACGACAUUUAAACCUUUUUCCUGCUCCUGGUGCAAUAAGAGUUUUCACAAAAAAGCCUGCCUUGUUAAACAUGAAAGAAUCCACACAGGAGAGAAACCUUUUCAGUGCUCUGAGUGCGGAAAAAGCUUUGUCCAAAAUUCGAAUCUUCUUCGACACGAGAGAAUUCACAAAGGGACCAAACCAUUCAUGUGCUCGGAAUGUGGGAAAUGUUUCAGUAUGAAAGCACAUCUCAUUCAACAUCAGAGAACUCACACAAGAGAGAGAUCCUAUUUAUGCUCUGAAUGUGGGAAAGGUUUUUCCAGUAAUUCUAUUCUUCUUUCACACCAAAGACUUCAUUCAGGAGAGGAACCAAAUUCUCAUAUAGCAGUUACUCAGUAGUCUCAUCAUGUGGUCCUCAGAGUUGCCCUUUUAGAGGCGUUCUGUAUUUCAUAUCCAGGACACAUUUAAGUAGAUAUUUUUAGAUUUCUUUAAAGGGACACUGUACUCACUAUAAUCAUUUCAUCUCUUUGAAUUGGUUAUGAUGCCUGGAAUCUCCUUUCACUGUCUCUCCAUACAAUGUUAAACCAUUUUAGAGCAGUUUAACACUAAAUAAGGGAUCAAGGCCACCCUCAGUCCGGCCUCUUCUGGAGGUGUGGCCAAGGCAGAGAUUACACACUUCCUUGAAGUCAUACUCUUCAUACUGUUAGUUGGAGCUCUGAUAGGCUAAAAACAGACAGCUGACACUCUCAGCCAAUCAUAGCUGCCCAUUGCUGCUCAUGCUAGUACUUCCUCAUUCGCCGAAGCAGCACAGAGGGGAGGGGCUGCUGGGGUCUCUAAUUUAGCAUUGAAACAUAAAAAUAUGAAAAAUUGUUUA
Molecule: messenger RNA, 1023 nt
Organism: Pelobates fuscus (common spadefoot toad)
Lineage: Eukaryota; Metazoa; Chordata; Amphibia; Anura; Pelobatidae
Product: zinc finger protein 22-like
Exons: 1
Coding region: 93-548 (151 amino acids)
Biological process (GO): regulation of transcription by RNA polymerase II
Cellular component (GO): nucleus
Molecular function (GO): RNA polymerase II cis-regulatory region sequence-specific DNA binding; DNA-binding transcription factor activity, RNA polymerase II-specific
Source: RefSeq, a predicted model, not a curated record